AGAGCGAGCGAGAGAGAGAAAGAGAGAGAGAGAGAGAGAGAGAGGUAACCGGGGAUCCAUGGAGCAUAUCACAGCACUAGAGUUAUCUAUGUCUUCUUGUCCACGAUGCACUUUAGAAUUUCAAUAAGAUGCGUGUGUGUUUCCAGAUAAUCAGUUUCCUCUUCGCCUUAAACUUUUACUGCCAGCCGCUCCGAGCUCAGGAUCCCUCCUGUUGCCACCAUGCUGCCGUGUUUUCGUCUUGUAAAGAAGCUUGUGACCAGCUCGCCACUAUAAAGAGUGAGUCUCGCCUGAAGCAUCUCCUCCAGAGAUUACCGAGUUACUGCCCAGAGUCUAUGAAUGAACUGUGGAUGUGCAUCAACUCUACACUUCCAGGAGUAUCCAGAAAGUCAGAUGGCUGGGUGGGGCUGGGCUGCUGUGAGCUGGCUAUCUCUGCUGAGUGUCGCAGGGAAUGCAGACAGGCAUCAUCGAAAAAUGAUAUAACAAAAGUAUGCAAAAAAGUCACAGAGAAUUCCCUCUACAGCUGCAUCACCAAAAAUGAAAUGGGCUCCACAUGUUGCAGCUAUGCAGGACGUCACACCACCUGUAGGGAGUACUGCCAGGCCAUCUUCAGGACCGACUCAACGCCCACUGUGUCUCAGAUCAACGCUGUCAAAGAGUAUUGUCAGAGUCACAGCGCUCAGCUGCUCAGCUGUGUCAGCAACUUCACCAAGUCUUACCCCAUACGCAGCCCUAUAGACAGUCUGUACUGCUGUGACCGGGCAGAGGCUACCCACUGUCAGGUAGCUUGCCGGAGAAUUCUUCGCACCAUGAGCACAGAGCAUGAGAUCAUGGAGGGUUUGAUCGAGGAGUGUGGCUCCCAACCCCUCCCUCAGGAACCCAUGUGGCAGUGCUUUCUGGGCAGCGCCCACCCUCCUGCCCCACCAGAGGAGGAGACCCCCCAUCCCGCCAAGAUGGACUGUGCCAAACUCCACUGCUGCUCCAAGGCCAACACCUCACUCUGCCGGGAUAUGUGUCAAGAGAUCAGCACUAACUGGGGCAGCCAGACGUGGCAGGAUUUCGACCAGCUGUGUGAGUACAACCUGGUGGAGACAGAGCUCAUCAACUGCCUGGCUGAUGUCAGAGAACCCUGCCAACUGGGCUGCAAGGACCUCACCUACUGCACCAACUUCAACAACAGGCCGACAGAGCUGUUCCGCAGCUGUAACGUCCAGUCAGACCAGGGUGCCAUGAACGACAUCAAGCUGUGGUCCAAUGGAACAAUCAAGAUGCCGUUCAUGAACAUCCCAGUGCUGGACAUCAGGAAGUGUCUACCGGACAAGUGGAAGGCUGUAGCGUGUUCCCUGCAGAUCAAACCCUGCCACAGCAAGUUCAGAGGGAGUGUCAUAUGCAAGUCAGAUUGUGUGGAAAUCCUGACACAGUGUGGGGACAGGAAACGUUUCCAUGAAGGACAAACACCAGAGAGGAUCUGUGAACUGCUCUCGCCCAUUGAUGACCCAGAACGUUGCAUCCCCCUCCACAGAUACCUCACCCCCAGUUCCCUAGGAACCAAAAUCGUUGAGGAGGUCAUCCAUCCAUGCAACCCCAACCCCUGCCCCAGUAACCACUUAUGCCAGGUCAACAGGAAGGGCUGCCUUGAUGAACUCAACUGUCAGCCAUACAUCUGCAUACCAGGCUGUAAACUGGGUGAGGCCUCUGAGUUUCUGGUGCAGCAGGACGCUCGUAUCCAGGUGCCGACUCGCACUGGUCCAGCUGGAUGCUAUGAGGUGUGCAGCUGUGGUCCAAGUGGGCGUCUGGAGAACUGUGUGGAGAUGCCUUGUUUGGACACUAACAAGCCUUGCAUCGUAGGAGGACAGAGGAAGAGCCAUGGGACAUCUUUCAGGAUUGACUGCCACACUUGUUCCUGCUUCGGUGGUAACACCAUCUGCUCCACCAGAGAAUGUCUCAGCUUUGGCAACACAGAUGAGGCCCGACGACCAUUUACUGGUCUUCCCUGUAGUUGUCCAGACCGCUUCAUCCCAGUGUGUGCCUCUAAUGGGCGGACCUAUCCCAGUGCCUGUGUGGCUCGCUGUAUGGGAUUCAAGGACCAUCAGUUUGUCUUUGGCCAGUGCCACCUCAGUAAUCCCUGUGCCAACAAGCCUUGCCAGAGAAACCAGAGGUGCAUCCCAAAGUAUUGUGUGUGUCUGAGUGACUUGUCAGACUGCCCACAGUAUGAGUGUGUUGGCCGGCCAGCAGCAUGUGAUAAGAACAGCGUGGAGCCAGCCUGUGAUACUGACGGCCUGGUCCACCCCAGUCUGUGCCAACUGCAGCAGGCUGGAAAAACUCUGGCUUACAUGGGCCACUGCCAGGAUGCCUGUAGGACACAACAGCUAGUUUGUGGCCAUAACGGUGAGACCUACUACACAGUGUGUGAUGCCUUCUCUGACCGGGUGGCUGUGGACUAUGAGGGACCCUGCCAUACUGUUGGGGCGGUGUCUGACAUGACCCCCGACUCCGCAUGCAGUUUGAUUCCCUGUCCACCUCUGUCCACUCCAGGCUGCCACCCAGUCACACCACCUGGCGCAUGCUGUCCAAUCUGUGCCAGCAUGCUGCAGAUCCUUUGGAACAAAGAGCAGAUGAACACUUUCUCUAAGCUGAAUAAGAACCAGCCAGUGACGGUCCAUGAUGUCCUGCGGAGCCUGCGGCUUCAUGUCUCGGUGCCACAGUGUGACGUCUUUGGCUAUCUGAGCAUUGACCAUGAGCUCGUGGUCCUCAUCGCCCCGGUGGACCAGCAGCCAACACCACUGCAGAUUGAAGCCUGCAGUAAAGAGGCCGAGAAAAUCGAUUCCCUCAUCAACUAUGCCAGCCCCACAUUGGUCUCCCAAGUCCCCCUUUCUGCCUUCCUCACCUCCGAGAUCAAGAUCUCCUCCAUCCACUCCUCCGGGCACCUUCCAGCUUCACCUCUGCCCCCUAGCUUGUGCUUCCUCCUUGGCCUCCUCAUUGCCACAGCCCCUGGCCUCCACCAGGUCUAAAUGCUUAUUAUCCCCUCCCAGCCUCCCCCUCACCAACUGUUGAGUGUUCCAAAGUAUCCCCCCACCCCCUAUCUAAGAUGACAGGGAUGUCAUGAGGUGACUGUGCUUCAGCAGUUGCAGAGCAGGAAGAGGCAGCGAAACCGUCUUUCGACAAUCAUUCCAAUUAACUCACCUGCGUGUCAAACAAUCAAGGCAGUGGAAAGCUAUUAUUAUGGAAAUCUUUUGUAUGAACAGAUGAACAGUAUUAUUCAAUGGAUGAGUUACUCAUUGGUUUUCCCUCCAGUGAAGUGUGUUUUAUUGUGUGCGUGUGUGAAUGUGUGUGACCUUCAAGACUUCAUACCGAUUUGACUUUAUACCAGCAGUGUUUGUCCAUUAGUUCCAGCAGCAAGCUCUCCUCUGAAAGCUGUUAAGUGGGAAUGUAAAUUUCAUGACUCACUCUGUCUUGUUCUGAGGCUUUGCACGUGUGUUUAUGUGUGUGUGUUUGUACACAUGUUUCCAGCUGGAUUUCGGAGACAGACAAGGACAAAACAUCCAUGUCUGGCAGCACAUCCGUCUGACAAAUUACUUGAAAUCCCUUGGCCACACACACUUUCACACGCACUCAAAACAAAAAAAAUGAUUGGUGUUGCUAAAUCCAGACUUCGCUGAUCGUUGAAGUGACACUUUCGAAGCCUCUGGUAAAUGAGAAUUCACAGUUUGUACCACAGUGCACCAUGUAUAUACAUGUGAGGUGUAUAUGGACCUAGUGUUUGAACCUCUAACCUCAGCAGUGUUAGUGCCAUGCUCAUGGACUGAGCCAGCUCAGAUUAAACUAAUCCAGCCUCCAAAGUCACUUGUAACUACUGACCAAACAGAGUACCUGAAAUCUGAGCAGACCAAAAGCCAAUCAAAAGUUCAAAUAUUAACAGAGCCCAGUUUAUGUUGUGUUACACACAGCAGUCUACUAAAGCAUAUCAGAGGUGGAUAAGUGAUCUAGGAUCUAAAAAGAUCUUGGAAAUCAGUUAGAUAACAGUUUUACUUGAUGACAUGAAGCUUUUUUCCAAAACAAACCUGAUAACACUUUUCCCGAUGUGGUGUUCAUAAGAUUUAAAAAAUAUAUUAUACUUACAUCCUGAAUGCAAAAAAAUAAAUUUAAAAACAUAAUGUAUUACUCACACUGUGCAAGAAGUGUAAAAGUAUAAAACUGUCAUAGAGCAACAGUAUAAUUAAAUGCUGUGACAAAGAAGCAGUUUAUAGACCAUACAGUUGUUAUCCUGCAUGGUAGCCCAUUAAGUAGAAGUCAUAUGCUCUUUAAAUUACUUCUUACCUGCUAUUGUUGAAUCUGAUUAUUUCUCCUAAUAAACAAUUCAUCAUUUAAUCUAUAAAAUGUGAGAAAAUAGUGAAAAAUUGUCAUCACCAUUUCCUAGACCAGUGGUUUCCACUAGGUGGUCAGUACCCCCCACAUGAUGGGAAAAACUGGAUAUUUUUAUGUCUUAGGGCAUCUAAAAACUAUUCAAAUGAAAUUAUCUGAGAGGGAACCAUGGCUCUUUGAUUAAACCCUUCACAAAUCAUAGACUUGUGCGACCUGUGACAAGGACUCUUGACUCUUGCUCCCUUUUGCCUGUCCCAGAUCCAUGGUAAGGUCUUUAAAUGUUUUGUAUUGUCCCACUAACAGUUCAAAAGCCAAAGUUUUUGAAUUUACAACAUUAGAUAUCCUCAUAUUUGAGAAGCUGAAGCCAGGGGAUGUUUGGCAACAAUUCUUCAAAGCUGAAGAUCAUCUGCCAGAAUGCACUGAUGAGCCUCAUGUUGUCAGAAAAUCAAUUCCAAAAGACAAAGAUUCUGUCAUUAUGUUUUUUAUUUAUUUGCUUUUUUUUUUUUUAAUGAAAAAGAUUGUCAAAUGAUUCUCAAUUUUUUGAGCAUCCUUGAAUGCAUCAGUAGAGUUAGUCCCUGCUUAUAGCUGCAUAACAACAUGAUAAUGUAAGACAACAUACAUAUGUGUUCAAGGGUUACCCAUCUCAACUUUUUCUUUUUCAACUCUACAAGAGGACUUUAUAGUGCACUGAAAUGAAAUCAAUCAAAUGGCUGUCUGGAAGGGAGGGAACAAUUUGAAAUCUGCCUGUAUGCUUUGGAAAAUGGUCAACAGGGAUGCCAAGUAAGCAGGAUUGGCAUUUAACAGAGUUCUCCACCAAUCCAGUGUUGCACUUCAGUAAAGUAGGAUGACUUGUAAGAGACAUAUUUUUUUUAAAACAGAUUUUUAGCACCUAGUAUUCAAUCCUACAAUUCUCAUAAUGCUACUUGAUUCAGUGUCUUUAAAACGGCACACCUCCAAAUUAUGAAGCAGACUUUUUAUUAAAAAUUAGUAGUCUCUUAACCCAACUUGACACAACCUUAAUGACAUCACCCAUAGCAUUAUUAGGUUUUAUUUUCUCAGAUUUAACAAAGCUCCUCCAGAGCCACAGAAGACAUUAUACAACUGUUUUCAUAGUCUGAGUGAUACUCCCUCUGAUGAGAAAUGAUCUUGAUAUGUACAAAUGGUGGAUUGCCCCUUUAAUGGGCUAGAACAUGCCAGAUUGGUGGUAUGGUCCUUUAAAAUUAGCUUAAUUUCUGCAUAUUAGCUCAAAUAUCAUAUUAUAUUAUAGUAUGUCUUUGUUUGUACAGGAUUAGAAUCUGCAGCAAAGGCAUCACAGGUACACAUGUACUGGAGCAUCUUAUGAGCACCACUUAUAUUAAAGCGCUAUCAGCUAUCAACAUUUCCCAACAGCAGGUGAAUGGUCUAUUAUCAUAUAAAGCAGUGGAAAAGCCUGGAUCAUCUCUCCCUUUGUGUUAGGCCAGUAGCUCUGAAAAGUAUUAAAAGGGAUGCUUCCUCUCUGUACAUAUGAACUAGAAGCCAUCUAAUAACAAAAGGACAAUCAGCUAGUCACUACCCACAAUCACCGUUGGGUAGAGAAGAUUUUCCACAGUAUGCCUUGCAUAUAGUGUCUUAUAUGAAGGAAUAAUAAAAAUGCAAUAACUUUAUAUUUGUUAAGAAAUGUCUCUAUAUUUGAUAUGUAUCUGAUAAUGGAUUGAGAUAAUAAUAACCUAUGUGCCAUGUUUUUUAAACAAAUAGUUGCUAUCCUUUAUUGCAUGAUGACAAUUAUGACGUGUUUUUACUCCAGAAUGUACUACAAUAUGUUUUGUCCCGUGUCUGUGUUUGUCCAUCUGCCUGUACAGCACAAUGUGUCCCAUUGUCUAACAGUAUUACUGUGCAAGGCAGCUCUGUAGCAGGGAACCCUCACCACGGCUCCUCCAUUUGUUAUGUGUAUUAUUAUUAUUUUUAUUAUUAUUAAUAUUAUUAUCAUUAUUAAUAUAUAUAUUGUUAUGUUUAUAUCCUCUGGAGCCAACAAGGAUUUGGGUACUUUUUUAUGUUUUCAGUGUUCAAUUUGAUUUCAUGUCACAUUAGGGGAAUGAAAAUUAAAGAUGGAAGAGUUCACACAUUCAAACUUA
Molecule: messenger RNA, 6470 nt
Organism: Xiphias gladius (swordfish)
Lineage: Eukaryota; Metazoa; Chordata; Actinopteri; Istiophoriformes; Xiphiidae
Gene: reck
Product: reversion-inducing-cysteine-rich protein with kazal motifs
Exons: 21
Coding region: 129-3008 (959 amino acids)
Biological process (GO): sprouting angiogenesis; extracellular matrix organization; blood vessel maturation
Cellular component (GO): plasma membrane
Molecular function (GO): metalloendopeptidase inhibitor activity; protein binding
Source: RefSeq, a predicted model, not a curated record